Adineta steineri is the source of this 13029-nucleotide messenger RNA. Lineage: Eukaryota; Metazoa; Rotifera; Eurotatoria; Adinetida; Adinetidae. The record is from the annotation of a GenBank genome assembly.
AUGGCCGAUAUACAGAAUCGAAUUGGUCUUCGUGGUGAAGGUACUAAAGGAAAAGGUACAAAUGAUCCAGCGAAGUUUCUACCUCAAUUACCCGAAGUGCGUGUUAAGCCACAAUGGACAACACCUCGACCACCAUUAUUUGUUCCCGGAAAGAGUAAACUUAACGAAGUGGCAACGGAAAAUGAGCGAUUUUUACAAGAACUUCUCGAAAAUGAUCCAAAACGAAAACGACUUCAUGGACCAGUACGUAGCCCUGAUGCAAAAGCACUUGAAGUUGCCCAUCGUAAAAUGGUUGAUACAAAAAAACAACGUGAAGAUUUUCGUAAAGCUCUUGUUGACAUUGUUACUCAUACAGAAAAUAAUGGUGGCAAUGAUUUGAAUGAUUUAUAUAUGAAUGAGAAUGAUAAUCCACCAGGUUCUUCUGAAAUGUUAACAUCCGUUGAAAAAGAUAUUCUUCGUUAUCAUUUCUAUGUUCGUAAUGGUAUUGAUACAGAAUAUGUUGCUGAAUUAGAUGAACAUCGAAUAAAUGAUACACUUGCACGUCUUCCAAAUGAUUUACGACAAAGUUGGGAACCACUAGUUAAUACUCUUACAGACGAAAUGAAAGAAGAUUAUUUAUUAAGCGUUAAAAAAGCAAUUGUUGAUUUUGUUCUUCGUGAUCCACAUGAAGCACAACAAGAACCUAAAGAAGAAACUCUUCCACAUCGUCAAGAAAUCGCUAUUUUACCAAAACCAUGGCAUGCAGCAUUUGUUAAUGCACAAAAAUUUAUUGAAAAAAAUCUUCAUUCAAUUAAUCCAGCUAUGGCACAAGUUUUAUCAAUGUGGCAUAAAAAUGUUUUCAAAAAAUUAAGAAUUAUUGAUUGUGAUGAAUUUCGUGAACGAACAGAAGCUAUUGAACUUUCGACUUUUCAUACAGUUUGUAAACGACAUAUGGAUUCAGCAAGAGAACAAUUAGCUAAACGAUGGAUAAGUGAUAUUCAGACAGUAUUUUAUCAAGGCCAUAAACGAGGAAUUGUUCCCAGUCAAGAUGAUCCAAAAUUUCGUUCAUUUUUUAAUACUGUUGCAACAUUAAUGACACAAUGUUUACAAGAUAUGGCAUUAUUUACUAUUGAUGAUUAUACAAAUUUACUUAUAACACCACCUGAAUCAAUUGAAAAUUAUGAACAUAGUGGUUUUAUUGUUAAUAUGUUUUUAAGUGACGAAGGAAUCAAAUUUGAACCAUCACUUAGUGAUUUUGAAACAGUUUUUCUUUCAAUGUACGAUUUAAUUAUUGCUAAAUGUAGUAAUUUACCAAGAAUAGAAUCAAAAUUAUUUUCUGAUCGUGCUGCCAAUCAAAAUGAUAGUCAAAAUUUAACACCUGUUAUACUUUCAUCAAUAUUGGAAACACAUAAAGAACGUGUACGUGAAAUGUUACAAUUAGAAUUUGAAGGUCCAACUGAACAUGCAUCAACAUUUGAACCAUAUAAUGUUUUAAUAACAAAACAGGCUGAUGCUGAUGUUGAACAAUUUUUAAGUGAAGAACAUUCAUUUAAUGGUUAUAUACAAGAAGUAUUAAAAUAUAAAGGAAAAAUUGAUGAAAUAACAUAUGGUCUUGAAAAAAUUGUUCGUCGUGGAAUGUUUGAAAUACAUUGUAAUGAUUUAAUACGUUCAUUAGCUAAACGAGCAGAAGUAUGUAUGAAUCGUUUACUUGAGCGAAUGGUUAAAGUUCAUCGAGAAUUGGGUGAAGAAUUAAUUGGUCAAUUUGAACGUAUUGCUGAACAAGCUGUACGUACACCAAUGAGUACAGCUGAAUUAAUGGAAAUAGUUGCAUUUUUAACAAAAUCUAAAACUCAAACAAUACCUGAUCUUGAAAAACGUCUUGUUCAAGCUAAAGAUGAAUUACUUUUUCUACUUGAUCAUACAGAAUUACCACCAGCAGAUUUACGUUUAAAUACACAAAUGUUUUCAUGGAUUGAACGUAUGCCAGCUGCAUUUGAAGAACAUGCAACGAUUGCAAAAGAAAAAACUGAACAAUUUAAAGAAGGUUUAACAUUAAAACGUGAACGUUUUGUUGAAGAACUUGAUAAUUAUGCUAAACAAGUUGAAGAACUUCAAGAAAUGGGUAAUAUUAAAGAAUUACCACGUUAUUAUAAAAAAGCUCAAUAUCUCGAACAAAAAUUAACACAAGCUGCUGAUCGAAUUGAACAAUUUAAUAUUGAAGAAGAAGCAUUUAAAUGGGACACAACAAGCUAUCCUAUUCGUCAGCAAACACUAAAUCAAUUACAACCAUAUUUGAAAUUAUAUGAAACUGGUGUUGAAUUUACAAAUAAACUUGUUGAUUGGACGGAAGGUCCAAGAAGUAAAGUUCAACCUGAUGUCGUCGAGCAAGAUGUUGGUAAUUAUGAACGACAAUUGUUUAAACUUGAACGACAAUUUAAUAAUAGUCCUCAACCACGUAAAAUGGCGAAUCGUUUACGUAUACAAGUUGGAGAAUUUAAAGAAAAAAUGCCAUUAAUUCAAACAUUAUUCAAUCCUGGUUUACGUGAUCGUCAUUGGGAACAAAUAUCAGCUAUUAUUGGACGUCCAUUUAAACCAGAUGAUGAUACAAAUUUAAAUAAAGUUAUUGAAAUGGAUUUAAUGUCACAUAUACCUAAACUUGAACAAAUAAGUGAAGCAGCAUCAAAAGAAUUUUCAUUAGAAAAAGCUAUGGAAAAAAUGAAAAAAGAUUGGCAAAAUAUUGAAUUCUCAAUAAUUCCUUAUCGUGAAACUGGUACUUAUGUUUUAUCAGCUGUUGAUGAUAUUCAAUUAUUACUUGAUGAUCAUAUUGUUAAAACUCAAACAAUGAAAGGUUCACCAUAUAUUGGACCAUUUCAAAAAGAAAUUUUAGAUUGGGAACGUAUUAUGACUAUGAUGCAAGAUAUUCUUGAUGUUUGGUUAACUGUACAAAAGAAUUGGCUUUAUCUUGAACCAAUUUUUAGUAGUCCUGAUAUUAUGGCACAAAUGCCUGAAGAAGGUCGUCGAUUUGCAUCCGUUGAUAAAACAUGGCGUGAAUUAAUGAAAACAUGUUUAGAAGAUAAACAUGCAUUAGUCAUUGUUAAAAUUGAUAAAAUGUUAGAAAAAUUAAAAAAAUCUGAUGCUUCAUUAGAACUUAUUCUUAAAGGUCUUAAUGCAUAUCUUGAAAAGAAACGUCUAUUCUUUGCUCGUUUCUUCUUUUUAUCAAAUGAAGAAUUAUUAGAAAUUCUAUCUGAAACGAAAGAUCCAACUCGUGUUCAACCUCAUUUACGUAAAUGUUUUGAGGGUAUUGAUAAAGUACAAUUUACUGAAAGUCUUGAUAUUACACAUAUGAAAUCUAGUGAAGGUGAAAUUGUAGAAUUAAAAGAAACAAUUUCAACAUCAAAAGCUCGUGGUCAAGUAGAAAAAUGGUUAUCAGAAUUAGAAAGUAUUAUGAUUACAUCCGUUCAUAAAGUUAUUGCUGAUUCAAUGGUUGAUUAUCAAAAGAAACGUCGUGUUCUUUGGGUUCGAUCAUGGAUGGGUCAAGCUGUUUUAGCUGUUUCAAUGUAUUACUGGACAAUGCAUAUUCAUCGAUCGAUUGUCGAAGGACAAGCAGCACUUGAAGCAUAUUUACAAUUAAAUAAUGAUCAAAUUAAUGAAAUUGUCGAACUUGUACGUGGUAAAUUAUCGGAACAAAAUCGUGCAACAUUCGAAGCUCUUGUUGUACUUGAUGUACAUGCACGUGAUGUUUUAACAACAUUAGUUGAUGCAAAAGUUUCAAAAGAAGAUGAUUUCUUAUGGUUAGCACAACUUCGAUAUUAUUGGGAGGAAGAAAGUUUAUUAACACGUAUGAUUAAUGCAAGUUUAAAAUAUGGUUAUGAAUAUCUUGGUAAUUCUUCUCGACUUGUUAUUACACCAUUAACUGAUCGAUGUUAUCGUACACUAUUUUCUGCUUUACAUUUACAUUUGGGUGGUGCACCAGAAGGUCCAGCUGGAACAGGAAAAACUGAAACAACAAAAGAUUUAGCUAAAGCAGUUGCUAAACAAUGUAUUGUCUUCAAUUGUUCCGAUGCUAUGGAUUAUAAAGCAUUGGGAAAAUUUUUCAAAGGUCUUGCAUCAUGUGGAGCUUGGUCUUGUUUUGAUGAAUUCAAUCGUAUUGAUCUUGAAGUAUUAUCUGUCGUUGCUCAGCAAAUUUUAAUUAUUCAACGUGGUAUUACAUCAGGUGCUGACAUGAUUCAUUUUGAAGGUACUGAUAUUAGACUUGAUCCAACUUGUGCUACAUUUAUUACUAUGAAUCCUGGUUAUGCGGGUCGAUCUGAAUUACCAGAUAACUUAAAAGCUCUUUUCCGACCAGUAGCUAUGAUGGUUCCGGAUUAUAGUAUGAUUGGUGAAAUUAAAUUAUAUUCUUCUGGUUUCGUUAAUGCUCGACCAUUAGCCGUUAAAAUCGUUGCAACAUAUCGUUUAUGUUCUGAACAAUUAUCAUCUCAACAUCAUUAUGAUUAUGGUAUGCGUGCUGUCAUAUCCGUUUUAAUUGCUGCAAAAAAUCUUAAAUUAAAAUAUCCCGAUCAAAAUGAAGAUAUUCUUGUUUUACGUUCAAUUAUUGACGUUAAUUUACCGAAAUUUUUAGCUGGUGAUUUACCAUUAUUUGCUGGUAUCACAAGUGAUUUAUUUCCUGGUGUUAAAUUACCAACACCAGAUUAUGAACAUAUGAAUAUUGCUGUUGAACAAGCAUGUAAAGAUUCUAAUUUACAAUGUACACCAUUUUUCUUAGAAAAAAUUCAACAAAUCUAUGAAAUGAUGAUUGUAAGACAUGGUUUUAUGAUUGUUGGAGGACCAAUGGGUGGAAAAACAAGUGCUUAUAGAACAUUAGCAUCAGCAUUAGCUAUUCUCCAUGAAAAAGGACAAAUGGAUGAAAAUAAAGCAGAAUACACAGUUAUUAAUCCAAAAUCAGUUACAAUUGGUCAAUUAUAUGGUCAAUUUGAUCCUGUAAGUCACGAAUGGAGUGAUGGUGUUUUAGCUGUUAAUUAUCGUAAAUUUGCUAUAUCAACAACACCUGAUCGUAAAUGGUUAUUAUUCGAUGGUCCUGUUGAUGCUAUUUGGAUUGAGAAUAUGAAUACUGUAUUAGAUGAUAAUAAAAAAUUAUGUUUAAAUAGUGGUGAAAUUAUUCAAUUAGCAAAAACAACGAAUUUAGUUUUUGAACCUAUGGAUCUUGAACAAGCAUCACCUGCUACUGUUUCACGUUGUGGUAUGAUCUAUAUGGAACCAGCUUCACUUGGUUGGCGUCCUAUAUUUACUUCAUGGUUAAAUAUGGCUCCACCAACAUUAAAUGAAAGUCAUAAAAAAUUAAUUGUUGAAUUAUUUGAACGUUUUAUUGAUCCAUGUAUUGCUUAUUUACGUAAAGGUGGUUUGAAAGAAUUAUCACCAACAAGUGAUUCAAAUCUUGUACGUUCACUAAUGAAUAUACUCGAUUGUCAAUUUGAUAAAUUUGAAGAUCCAAAAAAAGUUGCAUCUUAUGUAACAAAAGAAAUCUUUGCAUGGAUUGAAGGAAUGUUUUUAUUCGCAUUAAUUUGGUCAAUUGGUAUUACAGGUGAUACAAAUAGUCGAGUUAAAUUUGAUUUAUUUUUACGUAAAAUAAUUGCAUCUGGUAUUAAUGAUGAAGAGAAAAAAGAUUAUGGUCUUUUGGAUUCUGUUCCACCACCACCAAAACCAUAUACAGCUGUAUUACCAGAUAAUUUAACUAUUUAUCAUUAUCAAUUUGUUUCUGAACAACCAGAAGAUGAUAGUAAUCAAGAAAAACCAGCUGAUGCUGAAGAAGGUAAUCAAUAUUGGGUACCAUGGUCAUAUCAACUUCAUAGUGUUCCACCAAUAUCAAAAGAUACACUUUUUAAUGAAAUUAUUGUUGAAACAUUAGAUACAGUACGUUUUACAACAUUACUUAAUAUGCUUAUAACACAUCAAAAAUCUGUACUUGUUGUUGGUCCAACUGGUACGGGUAAAUCAGCUUAUAUUAUUGAAUAUUUAUUACGUAAAUGUGAUAAAGCUGUAUAUAAACCAAUAUUUAUUAAUUUUUCGGCACAAACAAGUGCAGGUCAAUCACAAGAUAUAAUUAUGUCAAAAUUAGAUAAACGACGAAAAGGUGUUUAUGGUCCACCCGUUGGACAAAAAUGCGUCGUUUUUGUUGAUGAUCUUAAUAUGCCACAAGUUGAAGCAUAUGGAGCUCAACCACCAAUUGAAUUAUUACGUCAAUGGCUUGAUCAUGGUAAUUGGUAUGAUCGAAAAGAUCAAUCACGUAUUGGUCUUACUGAUAUGCAACUUAUUUGUGCGAUGGGACCCCCAGGUGGUGGUCGUAAUGCGGUAACAGCACGUUUUCUACGUCAUUUUAAUACACUUGGUAUUAAUGAAUUUGAUGAUAAAGUAUUAACAACUAUUUUUACUAAAAUUAUGGAAUGGCAUAUAUCGACUAAAAAUUUUAAUGAUCAAUUUAAACUUGUUAUUCCAAUGAUUGUUCAAGCUACACUUAAUAUAUAUAAAGCUGCUCUUCUUGCACUUCUUCCAACUCCGGCUAAAUCACAUUAUCUAUUUAAUUUACGUGAUUUCUCACGUGUUAUUCAAGGUCUUUCAUUAAGUGAUCCUGAAUCAUGUCCAGAUCCAGCAGCAAUGAAACGUAAUUGGAUUCAUGAAAUUCUUCGUGUAUUUUAUGAUCGUUUAAUUGAUGAUGAAGAUCGUAAAUGGUUAUAUGAACAAGUUAUCAAAACUUCCAAAGAAGUUUUACGUGAAAAUUUUCAUCAAUUAUUAGGACAUUUAGAUGUUGAAAAAUCUGGUACUGUUUCAGAAGAUAAUUUACGUAGUUUAAUCUAUUGUGAUUUUGGUGAUCCGAAAAACGAUCAAAAACGUUAUUUAGAAGUAACAAAUUUAGAACAAUUACGUACAGUUAGUGAAACAUAUCUCGAAGAAUUUAAUCAAAUGUCAAAAAAACCAAUGAAUCUUGUUUUGUUUCGUUUCGCUAUUGAACAUGUUUCACGUGUAUCACGUAUUAUAAAACAACCUCGAUCACAUGCAUUAUUAGUUGGUGUUGGUGGUUCCGGUCGACAGUCAUUAACACGUCUUGCAGCACAUAUGUCUGAGAUGGACACAUUUCAAGUUGAAAUAUCUAAAAGUUAUACAACUAAUGAAUGGCGUGAAGAUUUAAAACGUGCCUUACGUAAAGCAACUGAAACAGAUAAUCAUCUUGUCUUUCUUUUCUGUGAUACACAAAUUAAAGAUGAAUCAUUCUUAGAAGAUGUUAAUAAUUUAUUAAAUAGUGGUGAAGUACCAAAUCUAUUUCCAGCUGAUGAAAAAGCUGAAAUUUGUGAUAAAAUGAGAAUACUUGAUAGACAACGUGAUAAAAGUAAACAAACCGAUGGUAGUCCAUUAGCAUUAUUUAAUAUGUUUAUUCAACGAUGUCGUGAUCAAUUACAUAUUGUACUUGCAAUGAGUCCGAUUGGUGAUGCAUUUCGUAGUCGUUUAAGAAAAUUUCCAUCAUUAGUUAAUUGUUGUACAAUUGAUUGGUUUCAAAGUUGGCCUGAAGAUGCUUUAGAAGCAGUUGCACAAAAAUUUCUUGAAGAAACUGAUAUGACUGAUGAAGAACGUCGAUCAUGUAUAGAUAUAUGUAAAUAUUUUCAUGUUAGUACACAAACAGUUUCAAAACGUUUUCUUGCUGAACUUGAUCGACAUAAUUAUGUCACACCAACAUCCUAUCUUGAAUUAAUUAAUACAUUUAAAAAUUUACUUGAAAAACGUCGUUCAGCAUUAUUAGCAGCACGAACACGUUAUGAAGUUGGUUUAGAAAAACUUGAAAAUGCUGCAUCACAAGUUGGUAAAAUGCAAAAAACUUUAGAAAAUUUACAACCACAACUUGUUGAGAUGGAUAAAAAAGUUGAUGAAACAUUAGUUAUUGUUGAAAAAGAAAAAACGGAAGCUGUUAAACAAGAACAAUUUGUACGUGUCGAUGAAGAAAAAGCUAAUGAACAAAAAGCAGGAGCUGAUAAAAUCAAAGCUGAAUGUGAUUUAGAAUUAGAAGCAGCUAUGCCAGCAUUUAAAAAAGCAACUGAAGCUUUAAAUACAAUUAAACCUGAACAAAUUGCUGAAAUGAAAGCCAUGAAAAAUCCACCAGGUGCAGUUAAAACUGUUAUGGAAGCUAUCUGUAUAUUACUUGGUGAACAAGCUGAAAAAGUUGUUGAUCCAGCUACUGGCCAACGUAAAGAUGAUUGGUGGAAAACAUCAGUUCGUGUUCUGGGUACUUCAGGUUUUCUUAAAACAUUAUUAACUUAUAAACGUGAUGAAAUUCCACCACAAUUAAUGAAAAAAAUUCGAGAUAAAUAUGUACCUGAUCCAAAUUUUCAACCAGAAAAAGUUGAAACUGUUUCACAAGCUUGUGCUGGUUUAGCAAAAUGGACAAUGGCUAUGGAUAAAUAUGAUGUUGUAGCUAAAAUUGUAGCACCAAAAAAAUUAGCUUUAGCAGCUGCAGAAGCUCAAGUUGCUUCAGCUGAAGCUAUUUUAGUUGAGAAACGUGCACAUUUAAGAACUGUACAGGAAAAAUUAGCUGUUCUACAAAGAAAUCUUGAUGCUAAUUUAGCGAAAAAAGAUGAAUUAUCUAAACAAGUUGCGGAUUGUAAAACAAAAUUAACACGUGCCGAAACUUUAAUUGGUGGACUUGGUGGAGAAAAAACACGUUGGAUGCAAGCUGCAAAAGAUUUAACACAUCAAUAUGAUAAUCUUAUUGGUGAUAUACUUUUAUCAAGUGGUAUUAUUGCUUAUUUAGGAGCAUUUACUGCUGUUUUCCGUCAAGAUAUGAUUAAUGAAUGGAAUAAAUUAAUUGAAGAAAGAAAUCUUCCACGUUCUGCAGUAUUUUCACUUGUUGGUACACUUGGAGAACCAGUUGUUAUUCGAGCAUGGAAUAUUGCUGGAUUACCUAGUGAUGCAUUUUCAGUUGAAAAUGGUAUCAUACAAAGUAACUCACGACGAUGGCCGUUAAUGAUCGAUCCACAAGGACAAGCAAAUAAAUGGAUUAAAAAUAUGGAAAAACCAAAAAAUUUACAUAUUAUUAAACCUUCCGAUUCUGAUUAUGUACGUGUACUUGAGAAUUGUAUUCAAUUUGGACAUCCAGUUUUAAUGGAAAAUGUCGGUGAAGAAAUUGAUCCAAUGCUUGAACCAUUACUUCUUAAACAAACAUUUAAACAAGGUGGUAGUCUAUGUAUUAAACUUGGUGAUUCAGUUAUUGAAUAUUCACCAGAUUUUCGUUUUUAUAUGACAACAAAAUUACGUAAUCCACAUUAUUUACCUGAAACUGCUGUUAAAGUUGUCCUACUCAAUUUCAUGAUUACAUUCGAAGGUCUUCAAGAUCAAAUUUUAGGUAUUGUCGUUGCACGUGAACGUCCUGAAUUAGAAGAAGAAAAAAAUUCUUUAAUUAUACAAGGAGCUGAAAAUAAACGAAUGUUAAAAGAAAUUGAAGAUAAAAUUCUUGAAGUUUUAAGUUCAUCAUCAGGCAAUAUCCUCGAAGAUGAAGCUGCUAUUAAUGUUCUAUCAAGUUCAAAAUUAUUAGCAAAUGAUAUUAGUGAAAAACAAUUAGUAGCUGAAGAAACAGAAAAAAAAAUCGAUGCUGCUCGAUUAGGAUAUACACCUAUUGCUGUUCAUUCAACAAUUCUAUUCUUUUCAAUUGCUGAUUUAGCUAAUAUUGAACCUAUGUAUCAAUAUUCUCUAACAUGGUUUGUUAACUUAUUUAUUGCAUCAAUUGAAAAUUCGGAAAAAUCUGAUGUAUUGGAAACACGUUUAGCUAAUUUACGUAAUCAUUUUACAUAUUCAUUAUAUAGUAAUAUAUGUCGAUCAUUAUUUGAAAAAGAUAAAUUAUUAUUUUCAUUUUUAUUAUGUGUUAAUUUACUUAAAUAUGAUAAAAAAAUUGAUGAUGAAGAAUGGAGAUUUUUAUUAACGGGUGGUGUUGCAUUAACAAACACAUUUUCAAAUCCAACAGCAUGGUUACCAGUAAAAUCUUGGGAUGAACUUGUUCGUCUAGAUGAAUUAACAGUAUUUAAAGAUAUAAGAAAAAAUUUUCUUGCACAAAAAGAUGCUUGGAAAAUCGUUUAUGAUUCACUUGAACCACAUAAAGAAAAAUUUCCAGAAGAAUGGCAAAAAAAUUUACAAGAUUUUCAACGUAUGUGUGUUAUACGUUGUAUAAGACCAGAUAAAGUUGUACCAGCUGUACAAGAUUUCGUCCGUAUACAUUUGGGUCAAAAAUAUAUUGAACCACCACCAUUUGAUCUAGCUAAAUCAUAUCUAGAUUCAACAUGUACAACACCAAUUAUAUUUGUUUUAUCACCAGGUUCUGAUCCAAUGUCGUCAUUGAGUAAAUAUGCAGAUGAUAUGGGUUUUGGUGGUGCUAAAAUGCCAUCACUUUCAUUAGGUCAAGGACAAGGUCCAUAUGCUGUACAAAAUAUUCAAAAAGGUGUUAAAGAAGGCAAUUGGGUUGUAUUACAAAAUUGUCAUUUAGCUCCAUCAUGGAUGCCUCAACUUGAAAAGAUUUGCGAAGAAUUCAAUCCAGAUACUAUUCAUCCAGAUUUUCGUCUUUGGUUAACAUCAUAUCCAAGUAAUCAAUUUCCUGUAACUAUAUUACAAAAUGGUGUUAAAUUAACAAAUGAAGCACCAAAAGGUUUACGUUUCAAUCUUUUACGAUCAUAUUUAAGUGAUCCAAUUAAAGAUCCAGAAUUUUUUGGUAAUGCAAAAAAUCCACGUCCAUGGAAAAAACUUUUAUUUGGCCUUUGCUUCUUCCAUGCAUUAGUACAAGAACGACGAAAAUUUGGUCCAUUAGGAUGGAACAUUCCAUAUGAAUUCAAUGAAACUGAUUUACGUAUUUCUGUACAACAAUUGAAUAUGUUUCUUAAUCAAUAUGAUGAUGUUCAAUUUGAUGCUAUUAAAUAUUUAACAGGCGAAUGUAACUACGGUGGUCGUGUAACUGAUGAUUGGGAUCGCCGAACAUUAAAAACAUUACUCAGCCAAUUUUAUUCUCCACCUGUAAUUGAUUCCGAUGACUUUCGUUUUGAUGAUAGUGGCUUGUAUUAUGCACCACCUGAUGGUGAUUAUGAUUCAUAUAUGAAUUAUAUUCAAAAAUUACCAUUAAAUGCUGAUCCAAAUAUAUUUGGUUUUCAUGCAAAUGCUGAUAUUACAAAAGAUCAAAAUGAAACAAAUCAAUUAUUUGAAAAUAUCCUUCUAACACAGACUAAAUCAAAAGCGAAAGGAGGAUCUGGUAGUACAGGCAAAUCACCUGAUGAUCUUGUUAGUGAAGUAGCUUCUGAAAUUCUUACUAAAUUACCACCAAAUUUUAAUAUUGAAAUGGCUAUGAGAAAAUAUCCAACUGAAUAUAAACAAAGUAUGAAUACUGUACUUGUACAAGAAAUGGGUCGAUUUAAUCGACUCUUAAUAUCUGUUCGCCAAUCAUUAAUCGAUGUACAAAAAGCAAUUAAAGGUCUUGUUGUUAUGUCAGCAGAAUUAGAAGAAGUAUUUGGAUCAAUGCUUAAAUCAAAAAUUCCUGCUACAUGGAAAAAGAAAUCCUAUCCAUCGUUAAAACCAUUGGGCUCAUAUGUUAACGAUUUUAUUGCUCGACUAAAAUUUCUCCAGAAAGAAAAUAUGUUAUCGUUAACAGCACGAACACGUGUUUUAUCGUUACUUGGUGCAAUCGAACGUACAAACCAAUGUUGCCCAGCUCAUGGAGGUGGACUUAAAAGUGAUUAUGCUUUUGAAAUGGCAUGUUCAACAGUUCGAUUUGGUCCUGGUGUUAUUCAAGAACUUGGUUUUGAUCUUCGAAAUUUAAAUUGUAAAAAUAUUGCUUUAUUUACCGAUGAACGUAUUCGACAAUUGAAAUCAUUUGAAAAUGUUCUUCGUGCAUUAGAAACAAAACAAAUAAAAUAUAAAAUUUUUGAUAAAAUACGUGUUGAACCAACUGAUACUAGUUUUAAAGAAGCUAUUCAUUUUGCUUGUCAAGAAGAAUUUGAUGGUUAUGUCGCUGUUGGUGGUGGUUCUGUUAUGGAUACAUGUAAAGCAGCAAAUCUAUUUGCAUCAGCUCCAAAUAAAGAAGCAACAGAUUUUCUUGAUUAUGUUAAUCCACCAAUUGGUAAAGGUUUACCUGUACGACAUACACUUAAACCAUGUAUUGCUGUACCAACAACAGCUGGAACAGGUAGUGAAACAACUGGUGUAGCUAUAUUUGAUUAUGAAGAAUUACAUGCUAAAACUGGUAUUGCUCAUCGUUCAAUGAGACCAACACUUGGAUUAAUUGAUCCAGAUUUUGUUCAAACAAUGCCAUCACGUGUAGCAGCUAAUUCUGGUUUUGAUGUUCUAUGUCAUGCUAUUGAAUCCUAUACUGCUAUACCAUUUAAUCAACGUACACCAAGACCAAAAGAUCCAAUUGAACGACCAACAUAUCAAGGUUCAAAUCCAAUUAGUGAUAUUUGGUCAAUACAAUCCUUACGAGCUGUUGCUAAAUAUCUUAAACGAUCGAUUGUAUAUGAAAAUGAUGAUGCUGAAGCUCGAACACAAAUGCAUUUAGCAUCUACUAUGGCUGGUAUUGGUUUUGGUAAUGCUGGUGUUCAUCUUUGUCAUGGCAUGUCUUAUGGUAUAUCGGGUCAUGUUCGUACAUAUCAUGCUAAAGAUUAUCCAACAGAUCAUCCAAUUAUUCCACAUGGUCUAUCUGUUGUAAUGACUUCACCAGCGGUUUUUGAAUUUACUGCUCCUGCAUGUCCUGAACGUCAUUUAGAAGUUGCUUCUAUUUUAGCAACUGGUGGUGAAACAAAAAGUAAAUUUCUUAAUCGUCCACAUAAAGAUGCUGGUAAAAUUUUAAGUGAUGUUUUACGUCAAUUUUUAUAUGAUGUUCAUGUUGAUAAUGGUUUACAAGCACUUGGUUAUACAAAUAGUGACAUUCCAGCAUUAGUUAAAGCAACAAUACCACAACAACGUGUAACAAAAUUAGCACCAUUAACACAUACACAAGAAGAUUUAGCACGAUUAUUUGAAAAUUCAAUGAAACUAUUUUGA